This is a messenger RNA of Pimephales promelas (fathead minnow), 1322 nucleotides long. RefSeq names its product TSEN15 tRNA splicing endonuclease subunit (gene tsen15). Lineage: Eukaryota; Metazoa; Chordata; Actinopteri; Cypriniformes; Leuciscidae. Gene Ontology annotation, biological process: tRNA splicing, via endonucleolytic cleavage and ligation. Gene Ontology annotation, molecular function: nucleic acid binding. The record is from RefSeq and is a predicted model, not a curated record.
AAAGACAGGACAAUAACAAUAGAUUGCGUUCAAAAGCCUGUUGCUAACUUAUCAGGCUGUACACGGGGAAGCAGAGAGAUUUAGAAGGUGGUCUGAAAGCAGAGGUCCAUGAAAAAAAAAUAUUAAGUCUUUGAUUAACGAGAUAGCUGUCUUCUUUUUCGGACAUAAACACUAUUUAGAACGGAUAGUCUACUGCUAAACGCCAGUCAGCUAGCGAAUGGACGCCUCUGUUAUUGCCUCAUGAAUAUUAACUUCCUCACGUGAUUGGACGCUCCAGUAAAGUUACAAAGCAACGGACGUACUUAUUAUUCAUAAGACAUGCCAUCGCUGUUAGUCGUACUUUACGAGUGAAUAUGAUUGUAAGUGCACGUGGUAAAUCUGAAAACACGUUUUGUUACAUGCAUUGACAUUUGCGGUUUAUGGAAAAAUGCAAGAGGAGGGUUUGAUUGUCGAAGCAAGUCGAGCAGGUCCUCCGAACUGGAUCCAGCAGCACGCCGUCUACCAAGACCUGAUGCAUUUAGAUGUCGGUGACAGUGCUCAAGUAUACGCUGCUUUCCUGGUGUACAUGGAACUGACGGAGGUGCGUAAAUGGAAGGAGGUGGUUGGAGUUUCCUGCCCAGACUUACAGGCGGUUCUGCUGGAGGGUCGAGAGAAGGAAGGAGAAGCAGUUCAGAUGAUCUACCCUCUGCCUUCACACAGAUCCAUCAAACACAAAGAGUUGCGGACUAUACUGGACAGAGGUGUCCCGAUGCUCUUGUGUGCAGUGGCUUCUGACUCCAGUCUGGUGUACCAGAGGCUGUGUGAUGGCCUUCUGACCCCUGACCCUCCAGUGGACAUCCAGGACCAAGGCCGCCGACAGCAUCGCAAACGUAGGUUACAGACGUGAGAUGAGCACCCAGGCAGAUUAUGAUCUGAUACGUGGAUUGGGUAGUAUUGUGACUGAUGGAGGCUGGUUUAAAUGCGUUCAUGAACUUGUAUCGUCCUUGAAGAGAGACUGAAUUGAUAAGAUAAUCUCAGGAACGGACCAUAUUUGUGUUUUAUAAGACAACUUAUUGCAGUAUUACAUUUAGACAACACCAAUGAGCUGCUUUUUUUUUCCUCAAAAACUUGAAAUGACAGAUUUGUAAAGUUAAACAUUUCAUAAUUCCCCAAAAAAUAGCAACAGAGAAAGCUGCAAAAUAAAUUGUUUUUAUUGUUGAAACCAUCUUCAUUUACUCACCCUGUCAUUCCAAAUCCAGAAGACUUGUUCAUCUUCGAAACAUUGAAAGCCCAUUCCACCAAAACUUUGAUGCUCAAAAUAGUUCAGAUUUUUUUGUGAAUCA